This is a messenger RNA of Papilio polytes (common Mormon), 979 nucleotides long. RefSeq names its product wnt inhibitory factor 1-like. NCBI's taxonomy places the organism in Eukaryota, Metazoa, Arthropoda, Insecta, Lepidoptera, Papilionidae. The record is from RefSeq and is a predicted model, not a curated record. Gene Ontology annotation, biological process: anatomical structure development. Gene Ontology annotation, cellular component: cell surface; extracellular region. The transcript has 6 exons. Gene Ontology annotation, molecular function: signaling receptor binding. The coding region runs from base 200 to 844 and encodes 214 amino acids.
UUUUAUUUCUUAUACUUUACACAGAUAAUGCAAGAUUUAUUAGUUGGAGACUCCUAUAUAAUCAUUGGGAUUGUCGGAUUGCAGGAAUAUCCAGAAUUAAUUAAGAUAAAAUUUAGUAUUUAUACUACAGCAUUUUACGUCAACAUUCAGAUAUAAUUCCAACUCCAAAGUUAACGAACAUAAAAUUUAAUUGCGAAAAAUGUAUCUACACGCGUUUCUAUUACUGUGCGGGAUAUAUCUUAGUUCUGCUGCCACCAUUACUCAAGAAGGGUCAAAUGUAUCGGAGACAUUUUUCAAAGAGUCGGGGGUGCGAUGCCUCGUGAUGCCGUCUCUACCGCUAAAUUCCCGCAGAAAAUGUAAUAAAGAGUCUUGUACGGUUACUUGCAUGGAUGGAUACAAAUUCCCUGAUGGUCGUACAGUGGCAGCCACGCAAUGCGUGGCAGGCGAGUGGCAACAGACUAUACCAAACUGUAUACCAGAUUGCAAUCUUCCCUGUCUUAAUGGUGGCGUUUGCGGGUCGCCUAAUACUUGCUUUUGCCCCACAGCGUACAAAGGACCUCAAUGUCAAUACUCAAACUGUGAUCAUGCUUGUCUGAACGGUGGUACUUGCGUGGCGAAGAAUUUCUGUCAAUGUCUCAACAACUUCCACGGGAAUUAUUGCGAAUUCAAAAAUCAGUGCUACAGGACGCCUAAUCUACCAUUGAACGCUCGGAGGUUAUGCAGUACACUGUCCUGCGUCGUGACGUGUAACGAAGGUUACAAGUUCCCCGAUGGCUCCACAAACACGGCAGCUUACUGUGUGGAUAGCGAGUGGGAACCUGCCUCCUUGCCAGACUGCAUGUAGAAUUAAUUAUUUUUGAUACAUUUAUUAUAUACUCAUUGUUGCCCGUGAUUUCGUCAUCGUGGAAUUUAAAAAAAAACAAUUAUGUAGCCUAUGUUACUCACGGAUAAAUUAUCUUUCUAACGGUGAAAGAAUUUG